AUGGGUAGCUACCACUUCAUUUUGCUCAUAACUAUAGCCUGUAUUUGCAAUGCCUCGUCAGCAUCCAUCUUCGCUAAGGACGUAGGCAAAAUGAGUGUAUUACCUCCAGCUCAUUACGAUUACGAAGCAUGCAUGGACAACAUAUUUGAUAAUGCUCAGUUGACUUUCAACGCCAAGCUUGGUCUUGAUCCAGCAUUGACGUGGAAGAAUGCCACUGAGCUAGCGGAACAAGUCCACAUGCUCAUCGAUAAAGGCGUUGAUAGCUUUGUUCAAGUAUGCAAUGCACGUCAAGUCUAUGCCUAUCAGCUUGGGGCUACGUAUCCCUUCUGCGUGAAUCGUUUCUAUCUUCUUAACCGUGACGCCACGCCUUUUGCUGAUGCUGUUACAUAUAUUCAUACUUACAAACAUCUAGAAUUCAUAUGCAGCACAGGAUUUGAUGUAUAUCAGUCCAAUCUUGCCUGCAUUGUUAAUGCGGAACACACUGGAGGAACUGUAUAUCAGGCAUGCUUCUACAAGUUCCAGCAAAUAGUACAGAAUAAUCCAUAUCGAUUCUGCGAGUAA
Messenger RNA from Strongylus vulgaris, 561 nucleotides. The record is from the annotation of a GenBank genome assembly. Lineage: Eukaryota; Metazoa; Nematoda; Chromadorea; Rhabditida; Strongylidae.